Molecule: messenger RNA, 1012 nt
Organism: Leptopilina heterotoma
Lineage: Eukaryota; Metazoa; Arthropoda; Insecta; Hymenoptera; Figitidae
Gene: Osi15
Exons: 2
Coding region: 126-851 (241 amino acids)
Source: RefSeq, a predicted model, not a curated record
GGGGCAAAAACAGUCAAAAAUCGUUCGUCGUUGUCGGUAUUUGAAGAGAAUUCGUCGAAAAAAGAAAAGAACAAUUUUUUUUAUUAAGUGAUUUUUUGCUAAAAAUAAAAAACAAAUUAAGUAAUAUGAAAACUCUAGUGAUAUUUUUGUGUCUUGGUACCACAAUUGUAUUUGGGAAUCCUGUGAAAAAUGUAAAUACAAAAAAUUUAGAAUUAAUGGAAACUAAAUUGAGAGAUGAAUUGGAUGAACUCAAUAAACAGGAAUCAAUUAAUAUUUAUGGGAAUAUAAUUAGUCUUGAGAAAAUUUCCAUAGAUGAGGAAGAGAAAAAAGAGUUGAAUUUAGAAAAUGGGACUAGUGAUCCUCUGGUGAGGAGGAUUGAUGAAUUUUUGAAAUGUCGAAAAAUUCAAGUCUCAUUUCCUCAUGAUGGGUCGUCCGCUGAUUUUCUUGGACGAGCAAUUGGAGAGAGAAAUAUUGAAUUUCAACUUCGUGAAUUGACUCACAAUAGUUUUGAAGCUCGAACGAAAUUGAAGAGGGUCCUGCUGCCACUUCUCUUGGUAUUGAAAUUAAAGGCAUUGAUUAUCCUGCCAAUUAUAAUCACGAUAAUUGGCCUCAUUGGAAUCAAAGGUCUGGGAGCAGGUCUGAUGGCCCUUUUAUUAUCAGGUGCAGUUGCAUUGAAAGCACUACUCACACCACCACCACCUUUGUCCACUAGGAUCAGUUAUGGAAUAGUGAAACCCCAUGACAUCUAUCACGAUCAUUGGCACAGGUCACAAGAAGAAGUCAAUCAACCGUAUAGAGGAUGGUCCCCUGAUUAUCCGGCCGAGCAAUAUCCAUAUCAGGAAGUACCAUAAGUGGAAAACUUCAACUGCACUCGUUUUUUUCUCCUCUCUCAUCAUCUCUCCUUUAUUCCUUCCUCGUUUUCCUUGUCACAUAUCAUUUCACUCGUCGAAUAUAAUUAUUUAUUCUCUUGUAUUCUAUCAUUCUCAAUAAAUUAUUACUCAUUUUUUUAUAA